UAAUUUCCAGGUCUCUGAGGAACAGGAUAGCUACCAGAGUGGAUAUACUCUGCACUUUCAAGAAGGACUCCUCCAAUCAUGUCCUGGACAAAAAGGUGGUUUACUGGGAGCUGACUGAGCAGCUCUGUAGAAGAAAGCUAAAACACCUGGUUAUAGACAAUGAUAGCCUCAUUGUCAAUGGGUAUCAACAUAAGCUGCCAGGAAUCAGAUCAACAAAGAGAAGUGAGGUUGGUGUAGGAGCUGUCAACCAUAUCCCCGACCAUGGAGCACCAGGAGACAUCAAGACAUCACUGACUAGUGGCCUCCUGAUUCGUGAAUCCAUUGUAUAUUCUAUAGGAUUCCCUACUGAGACUUCAGGGACACUGAAGAAAGUGAGUGGAUCUCACCAGGGAAGAGAACCAACAGACUCCACCAGUAUCCCUAUGACUGGCUUUAAGGGGAGAAAUUCCAUUACAGACACUGAAAGAGACAUAUGUGUCAUGGAGACAACUCUAAGAGCCACAGGUACUCAAGCCCCACUUCUCACUGUGCACACUGGAGCAGGUGACCUCAUCCCUGGGAUGCACAGGAGAACUGUGUCCUCUCCCACUUCACCCUCAGCUCCAAGUGAGAUAUCCUCUGGAGUCACCAUUGCCAUUGCAAGGCCCUCACUCUCCAUGACUCCAGUAGAACCCACAGCUAGCCCUGGCUCCAGUGGUCCCUUGAACAUCAGCCUAUCUGGGACAAUUUUUUCUACACCCCUUGCACAAACACCUAUAGCUGAAAUAGCUCCUGGAGAGAGUUCCAGCACCCCCCCUUCUCUAUGGUCCACUUCAGUUGAUUCUUUCAAUACUGUUGGCUCAGCCCCAGGAACUGAAAUCACCUCCAUUGUGCCUCUAUAUUCACUUCCAGCAGCCUCAAGUGCCACAGAAACCACACCAAAUCCUGAUUUGUCAGUGAGACCUAUCACACUAGGGCCAGGCUCAGCUGCCCUAACUUCCACUGCUCCCACCAUCAUUCCAACACCAUCUGAGGAAGACAUAAACACCUCACUGGUGUCUAUAGAAGGACCAACAGAAGAUAAAACAGCGUCCAGCACCUUCCCAGCAAAUGCAGACACCCCUGGUAUCACUCACAGGGAGCACUUCUUCACAGGUCCUGGAGUAACUUUUCAACCUGACAUGGCCUCUACUUCUCUGCCCAAUUUAUGUGAAGGGAUCAGUUAUUCCAGAAAUAUCCCCUCACCCUCUUUAGGGAGUAGGAAAAGCACUGCCAUGAUUGGAGUCUGGACAAGCCCAGCUGAACCUCACACUGUGGAGCCUAAGAAGCCCACCCCUGCUGAGGGUUCCCUCUGUAUUGGACCAGUGACUGAAUUUAGCAGCAGGGAAAGUGGACAUAUAAAGAAUAGCUUGGCCUCUGCUGUGACCCUUAACUCUCCACUACCAAGCCCCAUUGCUUCUAGCAGCAUGGAUGUAGACUCAGAAAUGGCGUUAGGAUUAUCUCUCUGGACAGACAGCUCCUCAUCACAAGUAGAAGUCAGUUUUCCUGAUCUGGUUUCCACCACAGGAGAUGGACCCUCCCUGGGAACAGAACCUCACAAUCCCAUCCACGAAUCUCUGAGCCCAUGGCCAGGCUCCUUUCCUGCCUUAAGUACUCCCACAGCCUGCACAAGAACAGCUUCCCUUGACACUGCUACUUCAUUGGAGGACCCAGGGCCAGCCAGCCUGACUCCAGAGACUGAGAGAAAACCACAGGCAACACCAACUCCAGUUAUCACCCUGCCUCCAGCCAGCACACAGGAAGUUUGCACAACAGCAUCUCCCAGUCCUUCUGACACAACCACAGAGGGCAACAGUGUCAAGUCAGGGACAACCUCUGUUUCUGAUCAAGUGCCUUCCACUUCCAGCCUCUUCCUAAGUAGUGAUGCUGGUGUGGUGCCAGUCACACAUGCCCAAGGCCAUGAAGCACCAGGAAGCACAGGAGCACUGAUGAGGAGCCCCCUGACAUCUAUGUGUUCUAUUAUGCCCACAGAAUUAAGCACAAGUCUGGCUUCCAGUAUGAACAUUUUUGACACCUAUUUGCCUGAUGAUACCAUUGCCCCAUCCGAUGACUCUUCAGAGUCCACAGUGACUUCAGGUCAGUAGAAGCCUUCCUUUUGCUUUCACUCUGUGAUAAACUCUUUUUUCCCAGGUUAUCAUUUUCCUCUUUUAUGGGCUCUCAGUUUCACCAUGAUGAUUUGUACUGCUUUUCCUUCCUCUCAUAUACUUAGGACAUAAUUCUUGUCAAUAAAUUUCAAUCCUCUCUGGUGCUUUAUUUGGACCAUUUCUUUGAGUUUUCAUGUGUUCUCUGUUAAAACACUCUUUUCCUUUGGAGAACUUACAGAAUCAAAAACCUGUCCCUUGCUUAUUUCAAGGCAUAAAGCUUGAUUAGUAAACAUCUGCAGUCUGGUCACAUCAGCCAGUCUAUCAGGGCCACAGUUCAUAAGGUUUUGAGGCAGUGUCUUGCCCAGAUGACAGCUAACUGGGGGGGGGUGUAGUGUUAGAAUCAGAAACAAGGUAAUUAAGUACUGAUAUAUAAAUAAGUUUGCACAGUAAUCUGGCAAAUCUUUAGGUCUCAUGCAAGAGUGACAGAUAAUAACCAAGAAUCUGGAACAUGGGGCAUCUAGGGGAAAUUCUUUGGCUGGCUGUUGAGGACACUGGGGGUACUGGAAGUCAGUUGGAUUUGGGGUAUGGACCUGGUCCAGACUGCUUUGGGGUUUGUGCUGUGUGUCUCAUCUGAGCUGGAAGGAUUUGACCUUGGUUUGUCCUCAUGAUUCAAUAUUUUGUAGGAAAGAACAUUACUGAUUGCUAGAAAAGACCCUUCUAGUGACAACAAAGUCCUUGAGCUGGUUUUGAGGACUUUGUGAACCUUUCCUAGGCUGUCUCUGGUCUGAAAGGGAUCCUGACUACCUCCAAAGGUUUUCUGGUUCCUUACUAUUGAUAUCAUCAACUCUGAGUAGGAAUACUUCAAGGAAGAGGCAGUAGGAGGAUGCAGACUUUGGGUGUGCAGGCAUUUUGAGGUUUCACCUCACUGCCAAGCCAGUUGGUAGGCCCUGACAUCUUUGGGUUUACCAGGUGUCACUGUGUAGAGGCAAGGUUUUAUAUAUUUUAGGAAAUAAGUGUUCUUAGUGACAGACUAGUGUUUUUUGGAUUAGUUAGCUGGUAAGGAGAGCUUUAGG
Monodelphis domestica (gray short-tailed opossum) is the source of this 3196-nucleotide messenger RNA. RefSeq lists its product as uncharacterized. The record is from RefSeq and is a predicted model, not a curated record. Gene Ontology annotation, biological process: viral process. Lineage: Eukaryota; Metazoa; Chordata; Mammalia; Didelphimorphia; Didelphidae.